AUGCUCCGCAUGUCCAACUUCCUUUCCCUCUCCUCCCAGCUGACUUUUGAGUCGACUCAAAAGUCGACUCCGCAAUGCUCCGCAUGUCCAACUUCCAUUCCCUCUCCUCCCACGAUCCUCCCCCGCCCUCCCUGCUCCCCAAAUCCCGGCCCCGCGGCCCCGCCGACCAGCAACCUCCUAAAGAACCCGCGAUUCCAGGACGGCCUGUCGUCGUGGCUGGCCUUCGGCGAGUCGUCAUUACGCCGCGUGCAGGCCGCGAACUACUCGUACGGCGUGUCGUACGCGCGGCGCGAGGAGUCCGCGGGGCCGGCGCAGAUAAUACGUAACUUGCCGGCCGCGGCGUACGAGCUCGCGAUCUGGGUGAAGCUAGGUGCCGCCAGCGGGCCGGCCGCUAAAACUGCCGGCUUGCCUCCCGCCGGCCGGCAGUACGUGAACGCGAUGGCGAAGAUCGACGGCAAGUACGUGUGCAUCGGCGGCGCGAACGCGCGGCCGUCGUGCUGGACGAAGGUGAUUGGCGGAUUCACGCUGCAUCGGACGGCUAGCGAGGUCGCGGUGUAUAUCCAAGGCGCGACGGUCGGGACGGAGAUCUUGGUGACGUCAGCAUCGCUGCUGAAGGUGGACACGGCGAUGUGGCGACAGCGGCAGAAUGAAAAUAUCAAGAAGCACCGCCAACGAGACGUGACAUUGCGGGUGCACGGAGCAGGGGCAGUAUCAGCGCGCGUGCAGAUCGACCAAGUGACUUCGGAGUUCCCGUUUGGAGCUAAUGUCAACGGCGCGAUCCUCUACGACAAAAACUACCAGCGGGUGGGUGUCGGUGGUCGCUUCAACUGGGCAGUGUUCAACACCAAGGGCAAGUGGUACUUCAACGAGCGGAUGCAGGACCUCCAACCCCUUCCCACCCUUUUCCACCCUUUCCCAUUCCCCCAGUGGUUCCUAAACAGGCUCAACUGGGCAGUGUUCAACAACGAAGCCAAGUG
This is a messenger RNA of Closterium sp. NIES-65, 977 nucleotides long. The record is from the annotation of a GenBank genome assembly. NCBI's taxonomy places the organism in Eukaryota, Viridiplantae, Streptophyta, Zygnematophyceae, Desmidiales, Closteriaceae.